GCAAAGCCGGCUUGUGUUUCCUUAAACAACAGCAUCGACAACCGAAAAUCAAAAAAACAAACUGAAAAUGAUGGUCGGAGAGCGCCACCGUCUGAAUCCGACAGUCCACGUCCCGCCAUGGCCUCCACUUCAAGAUCCAACGUCUGAUGUCAUCUGUCUCCACUCCAAUGCAAGCAGCUUCUCUGAUGUCAACUGCCCGUACUAUCUACAGGAAGCCUUAGCUGCACUCCAACCUUUUCUGCCGACUAAGGAUCCGGAUUUGGAUUCGGAUACCGAUAUUUUAGGUCUGGAUGCUGACUCUCCCGUGGACGCUAACUCAUGCAAUCAUUUUCGCAUGUUUGAGUUCAAGGUGAGGAAGUGUGCACGUGGCAGGUCUCAUGACUGGACGGAAUGUCCGUAUGCUCAUCCAGGGGAGAAGGCACGACGGCGUGACCCGAGAAAGUAUCACUAUUCGGGUGCGGCGUGCCCCGAGUUUCGUAGGGGAAGCUGUAAGAAAGGUGACUCCUGUGAGUUCGCUCACGGUGUGUUCGAGUGCUGGCUUCAUCCGGCUCGUUACCGAACUCAGCCAUGCAAAGACGGACUGGGUUGUCGGAGGCGGGUUUGUUUCUUUGCCCAUACACCAGAGCAGCUUAGAAUUUUACCUCAGAUGAGCCCGGGAAGUAUUGAUACUUCUUCCUGUGCCCAGACGCUGUCGUUUUUGUCCUCUCCAGAGUCUAUUUCUCCUCCUAUGAGUCCAUCUCUGAGUCGGUCAGUAGGUUCGAGUUCAAUGAGUGAAUUGGUGCCGUCCCUCAAGAAUCUGCAGUUGGGAAAGGUGAAGUCUUUGCCAUCUUCAUGGAAUAUUCAUAUGGGCGGUUCUCCCAGGUACGGAUCUCCGCGCGGGUCCAUGAUCCGCCCAGACUGUUUUAGCCUCCCUUCAACGCCGACCCGACCCGGAAGGUGUUACUGGGAUCCGUCCGAAAAUUUGUGCGAGGACGAGCCUGUGCUGGAGAGGGUUGAGUCAGGGAGGGAUUUGCGUGCAAGGAUGUUUCAGAAAUUGUGCGAGGAAAAUUCUCUGGAACGGGUCGAUCCGUAUCCAUAUAAUGGGGCUCCUGAUGUUGAUUGGGUAUCCGACUUGGUGAAUGGUGCAAACUGAUCUGAUUUCUUUCCUGAAUCAUCAUUUCGGGUUUUAAGUCGGUAGGCUUUCGGGUUUCCUCUUAUGUGAAUAGUACCUGAAAAAGAAGAGGAAUAGAAAGGUGAAUAAUUUUGGAGGCAACAGAUUGAAGAUGGUGUAAAUAUUAUUAUAAAUUAUUAGAAGCUAUGGUUGAAGGUCUCAUUUUUGUAAAAUUUUCUGGAAAGCUCAGAAGACUAAUUUGAAGGGAAGAAAUUGCAUAGGUAAAGCACUUCGAUGAUCCGACGUCGUUUUCGGCUGUUAUUAUUAUUAUUAAUAUUAUUAUCAUCAAAUUCUCGCUGAUCUUAAUUAUUGUUCAAGUUAAAACUUGAGAAGCAUGUAUGGUGUUGUUCAUGUAAGCUCAAUUUCAAUUUGUAUGAAUGUAAUUUUAAAAAUAUUAUAUUUUUUCUUUA
Molecule: messenger RNA, 1560 nt
Organism: Mangifera indica (mango)
Lineage: Eukaryota; Viridiplantae; Streptophyta; Magnoliopsida; Sapindales; Anacardiaceae
Product: zinc finger CCCH domain-containing protein 20-like
Exons: 1
Coding region: 68-1132 (354 amino acids)
Molecular function (GO): metal ion binding
Source: RefSeq, a predicted model, not a curated record